This is a messenger RNA of Symbiodinium sp. CCMP2456, 648 nucleotides long. NCBI's taxonomy places the organism in Eukaryota, Dinophyceae, Suessiales, Symbiodiniaceae. The record is from the annotation of a GenBank genome assembly.
AUGCCCAAGCCGCUGUUCGGCGACAACGGCUCAGGGAUGCACACCCACAUCUCGUUCUGGAAGGGGGAGAACCCGAUCUUCGCCGGCAGCGGCUACGCCGGCCUCUCGGACGAGGCGCUGUUCGCCAUCGGCGGCAUCCUCAAGCACGCCCCGGCGAUCCUGGCGUUCUCCAACCCGACGACCAACAGCUACAAGCGGCUGGUCCCGGGCUACGAGGCGCCGGUCAACCUCGCCUACAGCCAGCGGAACCGCUCGGCCGCUUGCCGGAUCCCGAUGUACAGCCCGAGCCCCAAGGCGAAGCGCAUUGAGUUCCGCUGCCCCGACCCCAGCGCGAAUCCCUACCUGACCUUCUCGGCGAUCACGAUGGCCGCGAUCGACGGCAUCCAGAACAAGAUCCACCCGGGCGAGCCGCUCGACAAGAACAUCUACGACCUGGAGCCCGAAGAGCUUGCCCAAGUCCCCAAGGCCCCCGGCUCGCUCGCCGACGCGCUCGACGCCCUGGAGAAGGACCACGAGUUCCUCCUCCGCGGCGACGUCUUCACCGAGGACGUGAUCAGCACCUGGAUCAACUACAAACACAAGAACGAGGUCGAAGCGAUCAACCUGCGGCCGCACCCGUAUGAGUUCUGUUUGUACUACGACGUUUGA